CAAUUACACAUUAACACAUUAAAACGAUACGUUGCAAUAUGAGUAAGUCGUACGUUUCACGUAUUGUGAAAGUUGGAAAUAUAAAAGAAUUGAAUUUUCGACGGUCUGUGUCCAUAUCACAGGCUCCAACUGGAAUUCAAGGUGAUAUUUCAACAACGACUACCUAUGAAGAAAAUAUCAAAAAUGCCGAAAAUUUAAAGGCCGGCAACGUAUUGGAAACUGCUGAAUUCAAAGCAUUAGGAACACCGCAAUCUGUUUUGUCCAUCAAUUGUCCUCCUUCAGUACCUGUGUAUCUUAGAAGAGGUUCAUUAUUGUCAAUAUAUGGACUAAACGACAGUUCUUCUAUAAAGAAUGUUAGAAGUUCUAUAAAUUUCAUAAAUCCAAUUCGAAGACUCUUAUUUGGUAUCAAUACAUCGUCUUACCAGAGAUUAGAAUCGACAACACCAUUCUCCUUAUUGAUUUCAGCAACAUAUAGAAAGUUUUCGAUUUUCAAGAAAUCUGACAAUAAGUCGUUUGUGACUAUUUCUUUGGAUGGUUCUACAGAUUGGUCUAUUUUGUACAGAGAUGCCUUGCAAGUUUAUACUGGAAAUUCAUUAACAGUCUCUCAGUACAGAGUGCCUCGUACAAUUUCCAGAAAAUUGUCGAGAACUUUGAAUAUUCCGAGCAAUACUACCACAGGUCUCUUCAAGUGGAACAAAUCUGGAUUUAUUUUCUUGAGUGGAAGAGGUCAAGUUGGAUUGGUUGGUAAUGGUGCAAUCUACAACAUAAACUUAGAUGACAAAGAAGAGCUACUUAUCAAUAGAGACAAUUUAUUAGGAUUAACAGUGAAUGGACCCUUCGACUUACAAAACUGUGUUGUAGAACACAACUUCACAACACACGAAAAACGCAGCGAAUCCUCGUCUGUCGUACAGAAACCUCUCGGUAUUUCUGUCAUUUUGAAACAGCAAACAACUGUUAGACACAAGUUCAAACAAAUUUGGUCAUUGUUUCAGUACCACCUAGAAGCAAGUUUCAGUUUUCUUAGGGGCAGCAGAAAUAAAACGAACAAUUUCUUAGUUGGUAAUCAGAACUUUGUCAAGAUUAUAGGUCCACGAAACUUAUUGUUGCAGUCAAGUUCAGAAACCAGUCAUAUCGAAACCCCUACUCCGAAGAGAAAAAAUGGUGUAGAAGUAGCCAAUGUUACUGGACCUAAACAGACUUCAGCUGAUUACUUAAGUUACGUUACUGUAACUCCUGGGCAAGGUGUCAAAUUUGAGAGCACACCAGACUUUAAGGAUACGGUAGAUAAAAUCGAAAGAAAGUAGAUACAUUAUAGAAGAAAUAUGCAAUCUUACAUGCAACAUAGUCCUAGGGCUCCUCUU
Molecule: messenger RNA, 1364 nt
Organism: Scheffersomyces stipitis CBS 6054
Lineage: Eukaryota; Fungi; Ascomycota; Pichiomycetes; Serinales; Debaryomycetaceae
Exons: 1
Coding region: 39-1307 (422 amino acids)
Biological process (GO): inner mitochondrial membrane organization
Cellular component (GO): mitochondrial inner membrane
Source: RefSeq, a predicted model, not a curated record